GUUGAUUUAAAAGAUAAGCUUGUACAGUAGUGAUAGAAUUCCUUUGGCAUUUAUCUGAAAUUAUGGUGAUAGCAGUAUGAGCCAAUCAAUGAAAUCACUCCAGUAAAACGUCUUUCCUUAAUUAAGUUAUCACAAUCACAUAAUGGACCCAUCUUUGAUGCACAGUAUCAGGUGAAAUUGAAGAGAAAAAAAUUAAAGGAAGACUGAAAAAGAACAAUAUAAGUCGCAAGGAGCUAUCUUUGGCUUACUCAUUUGUAACCAUUGCCGUCUCUCUAGCUUUUUUGAAGAGCCUUUGAGCAAGGAACUGCAAGAGACCAACUUAGACUUGGCAAGCAAAAUAGGGAAGGCAUCACCAGAGGAAAAAAAAAAAAAAAUGGCUGCUCUUUGGAGCUUUCAGGGUGGCAGUUUCAUCUCCUUCUCUUCGACAGUUUUCACUUUUUCUUACCCUGGUAUAAGCUCAGGACUAAAAGUUUGAUGUUCUUCAUUUAAUUUAUUCUGUUUUUUAUCACCAUCACCUUUUUGAGCUUGUUGUAUUUACUCUGGCAUUUAAUGUGAAUCUUCACUUGAAUUUGAGUUGCAGGUUGGUUCCCUUCGAUGUGUUCAGGAGAGAGCUUUGACUUGGGUUCCUCCUGCACGCAGAGACUAUUAAUAGAUGUUCUUAACCUUCUCUUUCUACUGAAUUUUUUGCUGGCUUUGCUGAUAUCAGCAUGCAAAAGGCAUAAUAUCAUAAAUAAGAAUAGAAUAAGGAGCUGGGAUUCCAUUAGUAUUUCAAUCCUCUGCAUAGUCAUUGGUGUCGCUUACUUUAGUAGAACUGGCUGGAUUUUGUUCAAGGAAAGCAAAUAUAUUCUCUGGGAUCAGGUGGUAAUUCUCUCUAUAAGGGGAGUAAUCUGGGUUGUUUUGUCAGUAUCUGUAAAUGCUAAUCCUAAUAAUUGGUUGAAAGCCAUUCAUCUGAUCUGGUGGUCAUCAUUUGCGCUUCUUAUUACAGCCUUUAAUGUAAAGGAUCUUGUUAAAAAUCAUAGCCUUCCAAUACUUGAUAUCACACAAUGGUUUGUAAACUUGCUGCUGCUCUACUAUGCUCUGAAACUAAUCAUCAAAAGUAAAAUUGAUGGUAAACAUGCAAACGAAAGUUUAUCCCAGGCCUUACUGGAAGAAGUUAAUGGCAGUUCAAAUCUUGGUGGAGCUGGUUUCUUUAGCCGCCUAAUCUUUUCUUGGCUAAAUCCCUUACUUCGUUUGGGCCAUUCAAAAACAUUAGAGCUCAAAGACAUCCCAUCAUUGGACGCUGAAGAUGAAGCAGUUCAUGCUUAUAAUAUUUUCACCAGAGAAUGGGAUCUUCUCAGGAGCAGUAAAAAGAGGACGAGGAACUUGGUCCUUUUGGCAUUGGCAAAAUGUUACAAGAAGGAAAUGUUAUUAGUCGGAUUUUAUGCACUUCUGAAAUCAAUCUCCAUUGCAGUUUCUCCUUUGAUCCUAUAUGCAUUUGUGUGGUACUCAAACCUUGAGCACAAAGAACUAAACAAGGGCCUGGCUUUAGUAGGAUGCUUGCUAAUAGUCAAGGUGGUCGAAUCUUUAUCGCAGAGGCAUUGGUUCUUCGAUUCAAGAAGGUAUGGAAUGAGGAUGAGAUCUGCACUAAUGGCAGCCCUUUACCAGAAGGAGCUUAAGAUUUCAAGCCAGGGAAGGUUAAGACAUUCUACAGGUGAGAUUGUCAACUACAUUGCUGUAGAUGCAUAUAGACUUGGGGAUUUUCCAUGGUGGUUUCACAUGGCAUGGAGCCUUCCUCUCCAACUCCUCUUUUCAGUAGCCAUACUUUUUGGAACUGUAGGUAUGGGAGCCCUUCCAGGUAUCGUCCCUUUGGUUAUUUUUGGCUUCAUGAACGUUCCUGUUGCAAAGAUGUUGCAGCACUUUCAGUCACAGUUCAUGGUUGCUCAAGACGAGAGACUAAGAGCUACAUCUGAAGUCCUGAACAAUAUGAAGAUUAUAAAAUUACAGUCAUGGGAAGAAAAUUUCAGAAAUACAAUUGAAACACUGAGAGGUGUUGAAUUUAAAUGGUUGAGAAAAACUCAGUUGACAAAGUCAUGCGGAGCAGCACUAUAUUGGAUAUCACCCACAGUUGUUUCUGGAGUGAUUUUUGCUGGGACAGCAAUCAUGAGAACUGCUCCUCUAAAUGCAGGUACCAUCUUCACGGUUCUAGCAACUCUUAGAGUUAUGGCUGAGCCAGUAAGGAUGCUUCCUGAGGUUCUAUCUGUAUUGAUCCAAGUGAAGGUUUCCUUAGACCGAAUUGAUAAUUUUCUGCAAGAGGAUGAAAUUAAAGAAGAAAAUGAGAAGAGAGGCUCCCUACAAAAUUUGAAUCUUGUUGCUGAAGUGAGCAAUGGCGUCUUUAGUUGGGAACAGACUUCAAUUGCUCCUACAUUAAGGAACAUAAACUUGCAGAUAAAGAAAGGGCAAAAGAUUGCUGUUUGUGGAUCAGUUGGCUCUGGAAAAUCAUCACUAUUAUAUGCUCUGCUAGGGGAGAUACCUAAAAUCAGUGGAUCAGUUGAUUUGAAUGGUUCCAUUGCCUAUGUUUCACAAACAUCUUGGAUUCAGAGUGGAACACUGCGUGACAACAUACUCUAUGGUAAGCCAAUGAACAAGAAAGCAUACCAGGAGGCUAUCAGAUGCUGUGCACUGGAGAAGGAUAUUGAGAAUUUCGAUCAUAGAGACCUUACAGAGAUAGGACAAAGAGGACUAAACAUGAGUGGAGGACAAAAACAGCGAAUUCAAUUGGCUAGAGCUGUCUACUAUGAUGCCGAUAUUUAUCUACUAGAUGACCCCUUCAGUGCCGUUGAUGCACAUACAGCAUCAAUUCUCUUUCAUGAUUGUGUCAUGACUGCCCUAGAAAAGAAGACUGUCAUUCUAGUAACUCAUCAAGUAGAAUUUCUUCCUCAAACGGACAGGAUCCUGGUUAUGGAAGGAGGAACAAUUAUACAAACAGGAAGAUAUGAAGAACUUCUAAAAUCAGGAACAGCAUUUGAGCAGCUAGUUACAGCACAUCAGUCUUCAAUUACAACAAUAAAUUCUACAGAUAAUGAAAACAGAAAAACAACUAUAGCAGUAGAUCACCUACAAUUAAACAGGUUGCAGCCUACGAAACACAACAGCGAAGGAGAGAUCACAGUCACUAGUAUAUCAGCAGUGCAGCUUACAGAAGAUGAGGAAAUGGAGAUAGGGAAUGCUGGUUGGAAGCCAUACAAAGAUUACAUCCAGAUUUCAAAGGGAUCAUUUCUACUUGCUUUAAUGAUCAACUUUCAAUCAAUUUUUAUUUUUCUUCAGGGUCUAUCAAAUUAUUGGUUGGCUGUAGCCAUCCAGAUUCGUCAUAAAAGUGAUGGAAUGUUAGUUGGAGUUUUUUCAGCAAUUUCCUUCGUUAGCUGUGUCUUCUUAUGUGUUAGAAGCGUGUUAACAGCACAUCUUGGACUGAAAGCAUCCAAAGAAUUUUUUUCUAGUUUCAUGGAUUCUGUGUUCAAGGCUCCCAUGGCAUUUUUUGAUUCUACCCCAUUAGGAAGGAUCUUAACUCGGGCAUCUUCAGAUUUGAGUAUCGUCGACUUUGAUAUACCGUAUUCUAUUUCGUUUGUGCUGAUAGGUGCAAUUGAAGUUGUGACAACAACAGUGAUAAUAGCAACAGUGACUUGGCAAGUUCUGGUUGUAGCAAUUCCAGCGUUAAUCAUGACGAUUUGGGUUCAGAAUUAUUAUCUAGCAUCAGCAAGGGAAUUGGUGAGGAUCAAUGGGACCACAAAAGCACCCGUCAUGAAUUAUGCUGGAGAAUCUUUGCUUGGAGUUGUAACGAUUAGAGCUUUUGGGGUAGCCGAAAGGUUCUUCCAUACAAAUUUAAAACUUAUUGAUACAGAUGCAAAACUGUUUUUCCACACUGUUGCUGCCAUGGAAUGGGUGCUACUGAGAGUGGAAGCACUUCAAAGUUUGACAGUACUUACCUCUACUAUAUUCCUCGUUUUACUUCCUCAGGGAGCCAUUGCCCCAGGGUUCUCCGGUCUUUGCCUUUCCUAUGCUCUCACACUAUCUUCAGCUCAAGUGUUUACAACUCGGUGGUACUCCAAUAUCGAAAAUUAUGUCAUCUCCGUGGAGAGAAUCAAACAAUUCAUGCAUAUUCCAUCAGAACCGCCAGCUAUCAUUUAUGAGAACAGGCCAUCACCAUCAUGGCCACAGCAAGGAAGGAUUGAUUUGCAAGAUCUCAAGAUAAAAUAUCGCCCAACUGCUCCCUUUGUUCUUAAAGGCAUCACUUGCACCUUGAAGGAAGGAUACAAAGUGGGUGUGGUUGGAAGAACAGGAAGCGGGAAAACAACUCUUAUAAGUGCUCUAUUUCGACUGGUGGAGCCUUCUAGUGGAACCAUCCUUAUUGACAAUCUGGACAUUUGCUCCAUAGGUCUAAAAGAUCUGCGAAUGAAGCUCAGCAUAAUUCCUCAAGAGCCUACCCUCUUUAGGGGCAGUGUCAGAAGCAACUUGGAUCCUCUUGGAAUGCACACUGAUCUUGACAUAUGGGAGGCUUUAGAAAAGUGUCAGCUUAAGUCUACUAUAAGUAAACUUCCAGCCCUUCUUGAUUCAACAGUGAGCGAUGACGGUGAAAAUUGGAGCAUUGGGCAGCGCCAGCUCUUCUGUCUCGGCAGAGUUGUCCUUCGUAAAAACAAAAUUCUAGUUUUGGAUGAAGCAACUGCAUCUAUUGAUUCAGCCACGGAUGCCAUACUCCAAAAGGUUAUCAGGAAAGAGUUCUCCAGCUGUACAGUGAUAACAAUAGCUCACAGAGUUCCAACAGUAAUAGAUAGCGACAUGGUUAUGGUGCUCUCCUAUGGUAAGAAAUAUAAGCAACAUUUCAAACAUUUAUACGCAUCCUACAUCAAAGCUAGGUAUUAA
Molecule: messenger RNA, 4893 nt
Organism: Dendrobium catenatum
Lineage: Eukaryota; Viridiplantae; Streptophyta; Magnoliopsida; Asparagales; Orchidaceae
Product: ABC transporter C family member 8-like
Exons: 10
Coding region: 595-4893 (1432 amino acids)
Biological process (GO): transmembrane transport
Cellular component (GO): plant-type vacuole; vacuolar membrane
Molecular function (GO): ATP binding; ATP hydrolysis activity; ABC-type transporter activity
Source: RefSeq, a predicted model, not a curated record